UUUGAGUCGCGUUAAAAUGUGUUCCGGUUAGGUGGGGGGCAUUUAGUCAGCAUCUCGAACUCGCACCGCUCGGACCACGGCCGCGCGCAGGUUCGCAAAAAAGGUCGCGCGUGGUUGAAGUGCAGGUUGAUAAUAAGUGACGAUCCGCGCCAGGGUUCCAGGAUCGGAUUGCGCCAUCCGACGGCUCAGUUCCUGCUCAUCCGUCCAUGUUUAUGUGUGUGAGCUUUGUUAGCAUUAAGUCGAAGGAAAGUUACAGCAAACCGUAAGAACGAGAGUGUGUGUGUGUGAGAGAGAGAAAGAUAGCAAACGUGUUUGUGAGGAGAGAGAGAAAAGAUUUUAACAAAGAUGCGAUCUUGCUAGUGUGUGAUCUUAGCGAAGAAGUACGGAUUAUUCUUGAAGCGUGCUAAGCGUGUAUGCGUGAGUCCUUAUGAAACGCAGUGGCCCUAUAAUAACACGCCAGUGAGGUAUUCGUGUGUCUGUGUGUGCAUGUAUGCAAAUAAGCUACAACUUUUGCUGAGCGGAAUGAGUAGUAAUUAACACGUUAAGAUAAGCUACAAGUGACAGUGCGACAGUGCCGACUGUGCUCACUUAACCAAAGAACUAAACCCCUUAAAUGACAUAAAGGCACAUAAGUAACAACUACGAAGAAGAAAAAAAAACUCAUAUCGCGAGAAGUAUGCUGAUCAACAAAGAAACCAUUCCGUACAGGAUGGGUCUGCAGCCCUUCUACUACUACCAAUCGUCGCCACCGGUGCAGAAUGAGCGGCUAGGCAGUGGUUACCAUCCGAUUACGCCACCGUACCAUCACCCGUACGACUUCAUCCUUCCGAUGCAAUCGCCACCAAGUUCGAUGGCCGCCGCCACAGUGGCAGCAGUUGCUGCCGCCGCCGGUGUCCCGGUACCCACCGAUCCGAUCCGACUCCGAUCACCGGCAUCUUCGGCCGCCUCAUCACCCUCCUCAUCGUCGGCUUCCCCACUAUACUUUUACAUGAAUGGGCGCACAUCUGGCAGCGUCCAGAACGGUACCGCCACUACGUCCAUGCCCGGAAAGGAUCAACUGUCGGCUGGACCACUGUCACCACCGCACACACCACCACUGCGCGAUCGUACACCGAGUCCCACCGGUACCGGACGAUACGGACUCUCGACGUUGGGUGAUUUGGCACUCGGUUCCAACACCGGCACCAACACCACACAGCGCAAUUCCGUCAUCAUGAAGGUGCAAAAUCAGCAGGUGGUUCCGAUGCAGCGGGAAACCGAUACCAGUUCACCGUCCGAACCGGAAACGGUCGAGGAGUUUAUCUGCCGCUGGGAAAACUGUUACUGUGUGUUCUUCAAGCUGGAGGAUUUAGCAAGUCACGUUACACAGAAGCACGCCGUCAUUGGGCUGGAUGGUUUGUAUUACUGCCGCUGGGAGCGCUGCCUGCGCCAGGACCGUGGUUUUAACGCGCGCUACAAGAUGCUGGUACACGUGCGCACACACACCAAGGAGAAACCGCACCAGUGCGGCAAAUGUGGCAAAUGUUUUUCACGUGCGGAAAAUCUAAAGAUCCAUCUGCGCUCGCACUCCGGUGAAAAGCCGUACGUUUGCCCGGUGGAGGGAUGCAACAAAGCUUACUCGAACUCGUCGGAUCGGUUUAAGCAUACGCGAACACACUCGAACGACAAACCGUACGUGUGUAAGGUGGUGGGUUGUAACAAGCGUUACACCGAUCCCUCCUCGUUACGCAAGCACGUGAAAACGUUCAAGCACACCAGCGGCUCGAACCAUUCACCGCUGUUGCCGGAUGUGUACUGCAUGGAGUACGAAAGCUUUUCGCAGGAUAGUACCCAUUCGGAUGCGGCUGGUUCGUAUCCGGACUACGAUUCCGAGGACAACGGAACGCUAAUCGAUGUGGUCCGUUGCGAUGAGGAGGCACGGCUCUAUCCGGAGUAUUCGUAUCAUCGGGUGGGAUCCUGUGAACAUCCCGGAUGCCAUGAGUCGCUAAAUAGUCCGCACGGUGCAAACUAUUGGCACGUGACACAACCGAACGAUCGACACGUGCUGGAUGCGACGGAGGAGCCACGAACCGGCGGUGCCAUGUUGGAACCCGACCCAGAACCGUGGGAUGGCAAGGGAACGGUCCCGGUUGAAGAUGACGAAUUGUACAGAACCGUGGAUGAGCAAACCGGGCAUCUGAAGGUGCCCCGUAUGCUCAAGAUGGACGUGGACGGUCCGCUCGAUCUCACUAUACAUCACCGAUGAAAGUAUGCACGAAGGUUUUUUUUUGUGUGUGUUUAUUUCGCUAAUCACAAUUACCCCCCCCCCAAAAAACCAAACCAAACAAGCAAACCAGCGUAUAUUCCCAUCCCUUUUCCCUACCCCCCCGUAUCCAACUUCCCUUCCUACCUUCCUUUUUGAUUUUCCUGUUUCCUUGAAACAAACGUUUUAAACUGUGUUCUGCAACGCAACUGAUGGAUUUUGUAGUCUGUAAGUGAAACAACUUUUUUUUAUUAUUAUUACUUUAAUAUUUUACACAUACACAUGCAAUAUAUCUAUAACGCAAGAUUAUCUUUAUUACGGUGCGUUACGAUGCGCUUGCAAGCGCAACAUAUCUUUAACUUAACGAUACGAUCGAACUACUAUUAUGCUGCUAAUGUUUUAAACUUUAUGCGCAGCUACCAACAAACAAAAUAUGGUGCAAAGUAUAGCAAAAGGUAGAAAGAGGGAAAGAGGUGUUGUGAUUUUGAUGUGAGCUAGGGAAUGGAAUUAAUCGUUUCUCCCGUAUCGCAAGAUAGUCAUCUUGUUUUGGGUAAAAUGCAAGCCAAGAAAUAGCUAGAAAUGGAAGGGAAUGGAAGACCUUCAAGGUUUGUUAAGUGUCACAGAGAAGAAGAAAAUGAUAAGGAAAUGAACAAAUGGAAGCGAAUAAUAGAGUUAGCUUAAGAUCUAAGAAGGUGUGCUACACUAGUGGAAGAGCGGAAGCCCACAUUAGAAUGUGGAAAAGCGAACAGAAAAUGUGUCGAAUUGAGAAGAAAAGAAACUACAAAUGGUGUGUAUGACAAAUGGAAAACGAAAGUGCAGUAGAAAGGGGUAGGCAUGAGCGUGCGAAUGAGAACGGCAAGUGGAAGUACAAUUAUAGAACAAAACAAAACUCUGUGGUGUGUAUUGAAACUCAAUUUUCUAUUAACUAAAACAGAAAAACAAACCAACACUUACUUGUUACAAAUCAUGUUUUGCAAAUAUGUGGCGUAAUGGUAAUAAAGAAAUACACGAACGUGUAAAGGAAAUGGUACUGGUGUAAA
Messenger RNA from Anopheles funestus (African malaria mosquito), 3282 nucleotides. RefSeq names its product zinc finger protein GLI2. Gene Ontology annotation, biological process: smoothened signaling pathway; regulation of transcription by RNA polymerase II. The coding region runs from base 677 to 2245 and encodes 522 amino acids. Lineage: Eukaryota; Metazoa; Arthropoda; Insecta; Diptera; Culicidae. The record is from RefSeq and is a predicted model, not a curated record. Gene Ontology annotation, molecular function: DNA-binding transcription factor activity, RNA polymerase II-specific; RNA polymerase II cis-regulatory region sequence-specific DNA binding. The transcript is spliced from 3 exons. Gene Ontology annotation, cellular component: nucleus.